AUGAGUCAAGCUCCACCUACUACCAAGGAUCUUGAGAACCAGCUCCGUGGCAUGAUACUCGGCAAUGUAACCAUCGCCAGUGGACAGAGCCCCCACGACAACCAGCCAGGCCAGUAUCGAGGACGCGGUCGUGGCCGGGGCGGCUCUCAACGUGGCUCAGGUCCGAAUCAUCGUGGCGGUUAUGCUCAUCACAACAACGCCAGAGGCGUACCGUAUUAUGGGAUGGGAUCGCCAUCCACACGUGGCGGUAGACCUGACACCCAGAACAACGGAAUGAGCCCUCGUUAUCAACAACCACAAAACUACGCCCAUGCUCAACAGCGAAACGACGCCUCUCCGCAAAUUCUGCAACGACCGCAAGGUGGUUUCAAUCAGCCAGGGCAAGGACCUAGAGGAGGUGGCGCUCAUCAGUAUCCUCGUCCCCAGUACGCUCAGAAUGGCUACCAGAGCCAGCCGAGGAUUGAUGCGGCAGCCCAGGUGCAGUUCAUGGAGGAGAUCGUCGGACGUGAGCUUCCUAAAGUCCAAAUGACUGAAGCCGAAGCCUCAAAGCACAACGCAUUCAGGAACGGUCUGGAGACAAUCAUACGGCAAGCGUUUGCUGAACAUGGCGGCGAAGAUCUUGAUCACAUCAAGGACAUCUCUCUGGUAGCAUUCGGCAGUCUCGGCUCCGGCUUUGGUCUGCCUGGUUCUGACAUGGACCUCGCCGUGGUGCCCCAGUGGCACGAUCCCUCUCGAGCUGAAGAGACCGAGAUCGGCCCUAGAAUUCCCCGUGUCCUUGAGAAGGCGGUUCUCGAUGCAAAGAUGGGGGGCCGUCUGCUCACUCGUACACGGGUGCCGAUUUUGAAAGUAUGCGAAACCCCGACAGACACACUGUACACCGCCCUCGACGACGAACGCAAAAAGUGGGAAGGUCUUCCCGAUGAGGAGAAAUAUCCCCAAACACCGCCUUCAAUAGACCUUACAGUGCCGCCUCCGACUUCCGACGAGAAAGUCCUGCAGGCUGUAGGGCAGAAAAAUGGAGCAGGAACCAAGCAGACGUCCGAAAUUGCGGCAACAAAAAGCUUGACUGAAGCGACUACCGAGAAAGCGUCUCCCGCCGUAUCGAAGUCAGACUCAACCGACCCCUCAACUACCGCAGUGGUCAAUAAGGAGCACCAGAAUCGUCCAGAGAAGCAGUGGCAUCGUGAGAAAGUCCUCGGGCCUCUUGACUUUCCGAAAAGCGGUGUUGGCAUCCAGUGCGAUAUCAACUUUGCGAAUCCACUAGGCAUUCACAAUACCCACAUGCUCCGUUGCUACUCUCUCACGGAUCCUAGAGUUCGACCCAUGGUUUUGUUCGUUAAGGCUUGGGCUAAGCGUCGCAAGAUCAACAGCUCUUACUCAGGCACGCUCUCAUCGUACGGUUGGGUCUUGAUGGUCCUUCACUACCUUGUCAAUGUUGCGUCACCGCCAGUCUGUCCAAAUUUGCAGCACUAUCUGCCACACGCAACUGACAUGAAUUCCCUGGCCGAACGCUUUAAGGACGCGACGACCAUUGGUGGAUAUGAAGUUCGAUUCUGGCGUAACGAAGAGGAGAUUAUUAGAGCAGCACAAGAAGGACGAUUGAUGCAGAAUCGCCAACCCCUGGCAUCGCUUCUAUGCGGCUUCUUCCGAUACUUCGCCUCGCAGGGUGGUCAUUAUGGGCGCCAAAACAACUUCUACUGGACAUCCGAGGUGCUCUCUCUCCGCACACCCGGCGGCAUUCUUUCGAAGCAGGAAAAGGGGUGGGUCAGCGCCACAACUAUCGUCACAGCAGAGAAGAAGGUUACCAACCGAUACCUCUUUGCUAUCGAAGACCCCUUUGAGGUCGACCACAACGUGGCAAGGACUGUGACUCACCGCGGGAUCGUUACUAUCCGUGAUGAGUUCCGUCGCGCUGGAAGAAUUCUGGUGGCUGUCGGUAAGGGCAUGGAGCCUGAGGGAGGGCUCUUUGAUGAACUCAUCGAAGAGGCUCCAGCGCCAGCCGCAAAGAGUGAACAACCCGAGGCCAAGAAGACCGACGGAGCUGUACCCAAAAACUGA
Messenger RNA from Boeremia exigua, 2058 nucleotides. RefSeq lists its product as uncharacterized. The transcript has a single exon. Gene Ontology annotation, molecular function: RNA uridylyltransferase activity. Lineage: Eukaryota; Fungi; Ascomycota; Dothideomycetes; Pleosporales; Didymellaceae. Bases 1 to 2058 code for a protein of 685 amino acids. Gene Ontology annotation, biological process: RNA 3'-end processing. The record is from RefSeq and is a predicted model, not a curated record.